Suncus etruscus (white-toothed pygmy shrew) is the source of this 4375-nucleotide messenger RNA. It is a transcript of the gene CARMIL2, whose product is annotated as capping protein regulator and myosin 1 linker 2. The record is from RefSeq and is a predicted model, not a curated record. Gene Ontology annotation, molecular function: protein binding. Gene Ontology annotation, cellular component: plasma membrane; lamellipodium. Lineage: Eukaryota; Metazoa; Chordata; Mammalia; Eulipotyphla; Soricidae. Gene Ontology annotation, biological process: regulation of Arp2/3 complex-mediated actin nucleation; cell migration.
AUGGCCCAGACACCCCAGGCUCUCUAUGGCAUAUCCUGCGAGUUGCAAGGCGAGAUCACCAGGUUCCUGUGGCCCAAGGAGGCUGAACUGCUGCUGCCAACCUGGUUGCCAAAGCGCCAGGGUGCCAAGGCGGGCCAUGUCCUGGCACUGCUGCGCUGGAGAGCCUACCUGCUCCACACCGGCCUUCCCCUGAGGGUGGACUGCACAUUCAGCUACCUGGAGGUGCAGGCUAUGGCCCUGCAGGAAAUACCCCCUCAGGUCACCUUUGAGCUGGACUCCCUUCCUGACCUGGUCCUGCAGUUUCCUGCCUUGGCUGCCCUGGAACAACUGGCCCAGCACAUUGCAGUGGCCAUCAAGAGGAUCUUCCCUCGCUCCACCCUUGGGAAGCUGUUCCGGGAUCCCACCCCCCCAGCCAUGUUGGCCCGCCUAGAGAGAAGCACUCAUCUCUCAGAGGCCACAGCACCCAGCAGACCCUGUGGCGGCUUCGUGGAGACAUAUGAGGCUCUGUGUGACUACAAUGGCUUUCCUUUCCUUAAGGAGAUUCAGUGGGAUGUGGACACUGUGUACCACCGCCAGGGCUGCCGACACUUCAGCCUGGGAGACUUCAGCCACCUGGGCAGUCGGGACCUGGCCUUGAGUGUGGCAGCCCUGACCUACAAUCUAUGGUUUCGGGGCCUCUCCUGUGUAGACAUGAAGUUGAGCCUCGAGGUCUUGGAACAGAUUCUGCACAUGAUGAGCCAGUCUUGGCACCUGGAGGAGCUGGUGCUGGAGGCCUGUGGGCUUCGGGGAGACUUUGUUCGGAGACUGGCCCAGACAUUGGCAGGACACCCAAACUCUGGGCUGCGGGAGCUCAGCCUGGCUGGGAACCUACUGGACGAUAAAGGCAUCAUUGCGCUCAGUCAGCACCUAAAGCACCGUCCUGGGGCCUUGAGGAGACUCAACUUGGCCCAGACCGGGCUGGGUCCCCGAGGAAUGAAGGCUCUGGGCCGCGCGCUGGCUUCCAACUCUGCCUUCGACUCUGCCCUGACCUACCUGGACCUUUCUGGGAACCCCGGGGCACUAGGGGCCUCAGAGGACAAUGGAGGCCUCUACAGUUUCCUGAGCCGCCCAAAUGUUCUGUCGGUCCUGAAUCUCGCAGGCACCGAGGCAGCCCUGGACAUGGUGAGGGGCGUUCUGGGCGGGGGAGAGAAAGACCCCGGGGUGUGGUGGGGGGCUGGGAACCACCAGGCAGCUGGGCCGGUGACCCCACUGCCUCCUUUGCAGCUCUUCUCUGCAUUGGCCCGUGGCUGCUGCUCCAGCCUCACGCACCUCGACGCCUCCAAGAACGUCUUUUCCCGAACGAAGUCUGGAGCCACUUCGGCCCUGCAGCGCUUCCUGGGCCGCACGGAGAUGCUGCGCCAUUUGGGCCUGGCGUCCUGCAAGCUGCCGCCUGAUGCGCUCAGAGCCCUUUUGGAAGGCCUAGCGCUCAACACCUACCUGACUGACCUGCACUUGGAUCUCAGCGCCUGCGAGCUGCGCUCCGCAGGCGCUCAGGUGAUCCAAGACCUGGUCUGCGAUGCCGGCGCACUGAGCUCCCUAGACCUGGCUGACAAUGGCUUCGGCUCAGACAUGGUGACUCUGGUGUUAGCCAUCGGGAGGAGUCGGUCCUUGCGACAUGUGGCGCUUGGAAGGAACUUCAACGUCCGGUGCAAGGAGACCCUGGAUGACGUGCUGCAUCGGAUUGUGCAGCUCAUGCAGGAUGACGACUGUCCUCUGCAGUCUCUGUCGGUGGCCGAGUCACGGCUGAAGUUGGGUGCCAGCGUCUUGCUCCAGGCCCUGGGCACCAAUCCCAAUUUGCAGGCACUGGAUAUCAGCGGCAACGCUAUGGGGGACGCGGGAGCCAAGAUGUUGGCCAAGGCGCUCCGGAUCAACACCAGGCUCCGGUCUGUGGUCUGGGACCGGAACCAAACAUCUGCUCUGGGCCUGCUGGAUGUGGCCCAGGCGCUGGAGCAGAACCGCAGCCUAAAGGCCAUGCCGCUGCCGCUGAGUGAUGUGGCCCAGGCACAGCGCAGCCGCCCAGAAUUGACAGCACGUGCAGUUCAUCAGAUCCAAGCCUGUCUCUUGAGGAACAGUCGCGCUGAUCACACCGCUUCUGAUGACUCUUCCCCAAGCACAAAGCCACUGACUCUACACUCAGGCCCCUCUGAGCAGGAAGUGAAUGAACUAUGCCAGUCAGUGCAGGAGCAUGUGGAGCUGCUGGGCUGCCAGGCCGGGCCACAGGGUAGAGCUGCCCUGCACCAGGCUGAGGAUGCCAUCCAGAAUGCCAACUUCUCUCUCAGUAUUCUCCCCAUUCUAUACGAGGCUGGGAGCUCCCCAAGCCACCAGUGGCAGCUUCUACAGAAGCUGGAGGGUCUUCUGGGACAGGUGGGCAAGGUCUGCCACCAUGACAUUCAGGACUUCACCCAGGUCACACUGGACACAACCAAGAGCCUUUGCCCACCGAUGCCACAGGGACCCAGGUGGAGGGAGCAGCUAGAGGAGGCCCUAGUGGGCUCCCGGGGUCUUCCAGAACUGCUCCCAGAGCAGCUGCUGCAAGAUGAAUUCACCAGGCUCAGAGACGUGCGGCUGUCCGUCACAAGCUCCUUGGCCGAGAACAUUGUGGCACAGGCUCUGGAGGGUCUGAGUGCAGCUCGGGAUCAGCUGGUGGAGAGUAUGGCUGAACAGGCAACAGUCGUGGUUCCCCCUGAUCUGCCCAAACUGAUGGGGUGCGAAUAUAGCCCCCUCCUCGGACCUGGGGAGCCAGAGGGUCUUUUCUUCCCCAAAGAGACGUGUGAGGAUGAUGAAAAGGUUCCCAAGGAUGACUAUUGUCCAGAGAAAUGGCAUGAGUCCAAGCACUGUGCUGGUCCGCUCUCUUCUCACUGUGCUGCUGCUGAGCCGGCGGAGCCUGAGCCCAAGCUGGCGGCUCCCGGGGAAGAUGCGGAGCCGCAGGCGGGGCCGUCGGCGCGCGGCUCGCCCAGUCCCGCCGCCCCCGGGCUCCCGGCCGGGCCUCUGCCUCGCAUGGACCUGCCGCCCGCCGGGCAGCCCCUGCGCCAUCCCACCCGGGCCCGGCCACGGCCGCGCCGCCAGCACCACCACCGCCCGCCGCCGGGGGGCCCCCAGGUGCCCCCAGCCCUGCCGCAGGAAGGGAAUGGGCUCAGUGCCCGUGUGGACGAGGGCGUGGAAGAAUUCUUCUCCAAAAGGUUGAUCCAGCAGGCUCACCUCUGGACGCCUGAGGAAGAGCCAGCUACUGAGGGAGGCACCAGCCCUGUCCCACGUACACUGAGGAAGAGGCUGGGCACCCUCUUUGCCUUCAAGAAGCCUCGUUCAACUCGGGGACCACGACCUGAAUUGGAAACUAGUCCAGGGGCAGUUCCUCGAGUCCGGAAAACCACACUCGGAGAUCUGCUGCGCCCACCAGCCCGACCUGGCCGGGGUGAGGAGCCUGCAGGGGCUGAGGGCGGCACCAGCAGUCCUGACCCCGCUCGCAGGAGCAGACCCCGAUACACGCGGGAGAGCAAGGCCUACUCCAUGAUACUGCUGCCGGCUGAGGAGGAAGAGGCCGUGCUGGGGGCCAGACCCGACAAGCGGCGGCCCCUGGAACGGGGAGAGACAGAGGUUGCCCCAUCCUUUGAACAGCGGGUACAAGUGAUGCUACAGCGGAUCGGCGUGAGCCGAAGCAGCGGAAGUGCUGAAGGCAAGAGAAAGCAAAGCAAAGACGGAGAGAUCAAGAAGGCUGGCUCAGAUGGUGAUAUCAUGGACAGUUCCACUGAGACCCCUCCUAUGUCCAUUAAGUCCCGCACCCACUCUGUGUCUGCCGACCCUUCAUGCAGGCCUGGGCCAGGUGGCCAGGGGCCUGAGUCUACCACCUGGAAGACACUGGGGCAACAGCUGAAUGCAGAACUCAGGGGUCGUGGUUGGGGCCAACAGGAUGGUCCUGGCCCCCCCUCCCCUUGCCCUAGUCCCCGGAGAACCAGUCCUUCUCCAGACAGCCUGGGCCUUCCAGAGGAUCCUUGCUUGGGUCCCAGAAAUGAAGAUGGCCAUCUGAGGCCACGGCCUCUCUCGGCAGGGCGGCGAGCGGUGUCUGUGCAUGAGGAUCAGCUCCAGGCCCCUGUUGAACGGCCCCUGCGGCUGCAGCGCUCCCCUGUUCUCAAGCGCAGGCCGAAGCUUGAGGCACCCCCAUCUCCAAGCCUAGGAUCUGGCCUUGGAGCUGAGCCUCCGCCCCCACAGUCCACAGACCCUUCCAGCCCUGAACGGAGCCCACCCUCCCUAGCCACAGACCAAAGAGGCGGCGGUCCCAACCCCUGAGCCUUUCCUUUCCUGCCGCAUGAGAUUAUUUUAUUAAAAAAACUCAAAGGAA